CGCUCCCCAGAGCGCGCGCAGUGCUGCGCGGAGUGUCGCUGGUCGAUCUGUUCGCGCGGCGCGUCGCGUCAGCCACCUGGUUCACCGUCGCCGAGCGCUGUCGCCGCCGUCGUUGCUCUGUCGUCAUUGUCCGCGUGUUGUCCACCGUCGACGGCACGACCCCCGGCCGUUAAACGCAUCCUCCGCAAGCCUGCGCGCGCCCACCACGUCGCCCACCGCCAUGGACGUUCUGCAGAGCGUCUCCCAAGAAGCGAUCUUCGUUAGCAUCGUGAUCGCCUACGUCAUUCUCGUGUUUGUCUUCGGCUUCAAGAACGCCGAGCAACCACCGUUCGCGAAGCUCUCCGCGGGCUCCGUCGUGAACCGGAAGCUCCCUAAGAAGCGCGUCAAGAAAGCCGCUAAUGGACAGGUCGCGACUGAGAAAACAAGUCCGGCUAAGAAAACUUCUGUCGCGAAGGCAGAAGCUCCGAAGAAAACCACCGUUGCAAAAGGAGACGACAUUGACGGGAAGUUAGUGGAGCGUAAGCAAGAGGAUAACAAGGCUGCGACAACUAAAAAGGAGAAGGAGCCGAACUCGGUUGGCAAGGCUGGCAAGGAGAACAAGACGGAGCAGGUGAAGAACAAGAAGAAUCUGAAGAACUUGUUCCAAGAGAGACCAGCGGACUUCGACGAUGGAGACUGGGAACAAGCCUACUCGCGCAAAGACAAGAAGAAUAAGAAGAAGGAGGAGGAGACUCCAUCGAAGAAGAGCAAGAAGACCCCUAAGAAGGCUGAUUUGAUAAAUGAAGCUAAGCAGAAAGAACAAGAGAAGCUUGAAAUCAAGGAUCUCAAGGAGAAUGAGAACAUGGAACUCAAGGAGAAGGACGUGAUCCUUACAUCUAUCUCCGACGAGGAGAUAGGCAAAGAGGAGGAACUGCAGAAGGAAGAGCAAGACAAGAUCGAGCAGGCCGAGAAAGCCGAAAAGACCGAGAAGACCGAGAAAGUCGAGAAAGAAGAGAAGAAAACCGCAAAGUCAAAGAAGAACAAGAAAGUAUCCGAUGAUGAGAAUACCUCCGCCUCGGUGCCGAGCACACCGAAAUCGGACAAUAAGUCUGCCGUGGAGGAGGAGGAGGAGGAGGAAGAAGAGGAGGAGGAGGAGGAGGAGCCGCCGCCGAAAAAACUCGUUAACAAUGCGGAAAAAGUGACGGAAAACAAUGCGGAGGAAAAUAAGGCGGCGCAAGAGAAAACCGCCGUGUUCGACGAGUUAGGAGACGUCUGGACAGAAGCGAAGCCGCAGAAGAAGAGCAAAAAGAAGGCUCGCAAGGAUAAUUGAGGAUGAUCGCCUGUAACACCAACGGACGUUGUUCCUUGCGAAGAGCAACAGAGUGAGAAUCCUACUCGGUCCAAAGGACGUUUGUCGCUUUCGACAAGUCAGGUGUGUUUCAAGUGACUUACUCUAAUCGACCACCUGAUUGAAUCGUUCCUUCCUGCCCCCCCCCCCCCNCCCCCUUCCUUGUACAUAACGCCAAUUGGACUAGGUUGUUGUUCGAUCAAUCUAUUUCUUAGUUAUCCUCGUGGCUUCGUUCGUAACGCGAGAGAAGUGAGUAGGCACGUAGGAUCGGACACUCUUUUAUAUGAUUUUAUCAUUCUCCCUUAGUACGUCAGUCAGCUGCCUUGCAUUUAACGAGAGAGAGAGAGAGAGAGAAAGAGAGAGAGAGAGAGAGAGAGAGAGAGAGUGGCGUGAGUCACAUCGUGGUUCUCGAUAACGGAUUAUUCUUGUAAACGUAUACACACAUAUAUAUAUAUAUAUAUAUAAAUUACGUUUCUUAGGCACCUUUUUACACACACAUGUCCAUAAUAGCGUUAUUAUUAUUAUGUCACUUGUAUAAUUAUAGUUCAGGGUGGAUCUGUAUUUAGGAGGAAAUCUUUCGUAACAGUUAGGAAUGGUACUUAUAUGCCAUUUACGUUCUUCUUAUCUCCUUUAUUUUUCUUUGUUUAUUUUUGUUGAGUAAUCUUGUAAGGAAUAUAUACUUUGUACAGUCGUAAGAUACAGAUUCUCUUUACGUUAAGUAAUAAGUAUAACACGUGGAGCGAUUUCGUGCGCAUUUGUCAUCGUUGUUACUUAAACAAUCAGUUUUAGUCGGCUCACAUCGGUACUUCACGUCGCAUUCGUGUGCGUAUCGAACGAUUGACGGCCAAAACUCCGAAAGUACAUCGUGUCUCAGAGAGAGAGAGAGAGAGAGGGAGAGAGAGAGAGUGAUAUUUAUAACGUAGGACAAUCCCCCGAGAAUGGUGAACGCUAUAUUGCUGAUGUACAUAGUCGCUUCCUGAUGUGAAAUGUCAUAUUUUUCUACGUGUAAUUAGUAGACCACAGCGACGAAUUAUUUUCUGCUUUGAACGCGCGCUCGAUAACGAUCAACGCCUCGAGUACAUCAGUAAUAUAAGUUUCUCGCGCGGAGCGGAUAAACAUCGCGCGAACCGACGACCAGGCCUCGUUAAGACACGCGACAUCGACGAGGUGGUGCAAGUCACCGCGACAAAUGUGAUAACGACGUUUGAAUGAACCAAGGUAGGUCCCGAUCUGUGAUGCCGAUGCACACUCGGGAUAUGUGUAUAUUUUUGCGCCCGUGGCGAUUGCGAUCAGGAAAACGAUCACGACGGUUCUCGUGUUCAUCAUUAAUUAGGACUAUCGAUUCGAACGUCCUCGAUUUGUACGUUCUCAAGACAGCUUUUGGCGUUCGCCCACGAUCGAGAGAGGUAAGGGCAACGUUUCUACAAAAUGCCGCGCGAAAGAGAGAUGCGACAUGACCACGGGCGCAGCAAUAUGGACGUUGUAAUUUAAGAGACGAGAAUUAUAAGAGAUGUAUCCUCCGAUAAAUCACGAUUAUCCUACGAACAACGAUUCGUUAGGUUUAACGUUGACGCCGUUGUACCGUGACUGUCUGUGAGGAGAAGAAAUUUAGUGACAGUUAGAGGGAUUCGUUCGAUGAGAAUUGAACGGGUGAAGAUAUCCUGAUAUUUUCGCAACGAUAUGCGUAGGAAAAACAUCACUGAUUUCUUGUUAAGUUUUCCACGACGAGAUAUGUAUUUUCGUUCUAUCAUAUUGUUGAUGGUGACACAACUGACGAUUUUACGCUCGCGAGCGUGACUGAGUGCUGGACACGUUGGCUAUCGCAUACAACAAUCGUUCGAAUCGCCAAUAUAUAUACAUCCACACAUAUAUACACACCUUCGACCACGUUCUCACGGUCACAGGCUAUGGUCAAGUCAAGGAAAAUAUUAUUGUGAUAAUGAUUAAACCUACAACAAUUACAGUGAAAACAAUAGAUCUCGUAAUUUCAGUUUCCGUUUCGCGUACGACUACAGAGGCGAAAAAGAGAGAAACGAGAGAGGACGAUUGAAGUUAUAUUUUUAUAUAUAACUUGUUGUGUACGACUGAAUUUUACGACACACACACACACAUA
Messenger RNA from Dinoponera quadriceps, 3440 nucleotides. RefSeq names its product glutamic acid-rich protein-like. The record is from RefSeq and is a predicted model, not a curated record. NCBI's taxonomy places the organism in Eukaryota, Metazoa, Arthropoda, Insecta, Hymenoptera, Formicidae. The coding region runs from base 221 to 1309 and encodes 362 amino acids. The transcript is spliced from 5 exons.